Lactuca sativa (garden lettuce) is the source of this 1395-nucleotide messenger RNA. RefSeq names its product protein FAR1-RELATED SEQUENCE 5. The record is from RefSeq and is a predicted model, not a curated record. NCBI's taxonomy places the organism in Eukaryota, Viridiplantae, Streptophyta, Magnoliopsida, Asterales, Asteraceae. Gene Ontology annotation, molecular function: zinc ion binding.
AUGGGAAGGGUAAAGAUUGGUCCAAUGAAAGCAUACAAAAUAAUGCAAGAGCUAAAUGGGGCAAACAAUGUUGGAGGGACUGUUGUUGACUACAAGAAUCAGUCUAGAAAAGUGAAUUGUUUUAUUGAAAAGGACGAUGCACAAAUGGUAGUUGAUAAGUAUUUGCAUAGAAUGAAAGACGCUCCUACUCUUACAUUUGAGUUUAUAUGUGAGAAAGGAAAGUUAGUUUCACUUUUUUGGGCUGAUGAAGCUGCAAAGGCGAACUAUAGAGAAUUUGGUGAUGUUGUUUCUUUUGAUGCUACUUUUCGGACUAACAAAUAUCAUAUGGUAUUUGUUCAUUUCACAACAAUCGAUAACCAUAGAAAGAGUGUUACUUUUGCAAUUGGUCUUUUGAGUAGUGAAACUACAGAAUCUUAUGUUUGGCUGCUUAAAACUUUUUUGAAGACUUUUGGUAAACAGCCGACUGUAGUUCUCACUGAUGAAGAUGCUGCAAUGAAAAUUGCAAUUGAGAGAAUAUUGUCUGAUUCACGUCACAGGUUAUCUAUGGACAGGCAAAGACAUAAUCAAUGUUACUUAGACCAUCUUAGCAAUAUUUUUAAGAUUAAAAGUAAAAUUUCACUAAAAAUCAUGGAACAUGCUGCUGAUAUCUAUACUAAUGAAGUCUUCAUAAAAGUGAAGAAAGAAAUUGAACAAUCUCUAUUUUCAUGUUCACAAUAUAGUGUUACGAAUGAAGAAUUUUAUGAUAGAUUUGUUGUUAUGCAAUAUAAAGAUAUUAUGGGGUCUACUCCAACAGUUGUUAAUGAAGAAGAUUCAGAAAGUGAAUAUGAUGUUCCAGAAAAGACUUAUUUUUUCAAGGUUGUUUAUGACAAGAAGGAAUCAAGUUUUGAAUGCUCUCGUUCAUUGUUCUUUCAGAAUGGUAUAUUAUGCAGGCAUAUAUUUUGCAUUUUUAGGACUUACCAAAUAAACAAGAUUCCUUCAAAGUACAUUCUUAGGCGUUGGUGUAAAGGUGUUAUUCCAUCUGAGGUUCUAAUGAAGCAAUGUUUAAAUGAUGAGACCUCAUCAUCAUCAUCAUUGUUAUAUGAUCCUCUUUCUCGUCAGGUUUUGAUUUUUGUGGAAGAAAGUGUGUCUAGUUUGAGUAAAGAUACGGAUAAGCUUAAGGAGUUUUUUGAACUUAUUAAAGAAGCAAAGUUGAAAGUUGAUGGUGUUUGUUCUACGUCAAUCUCUUCAAAUUCAUUGUUGAAAAUAAAAGAUAUUUUUGAGUUUGUUGAGUCAUCCUAUGGAGUGAAGAAGCCAUCUAUUUCUGAUAUUGGGAAUCCUUCAGAUGACAUAAGUAAUAAAGGAUGUGGUACAGGUAAGAGGUUGAAAGGAGCUAGAGAAAAAGCCAUUACUGAAUGA